AUGACUCUCUCAAGGAAAACUUCAAUCUUUGGGUUGCACUUGUGGGUCGUUCUGGGUGUCUGUGUUGGAGCUGCCAUUGUUCUUAUUCUCUUCCUCAUCUCUCUGUGGUUCACCUCAAAGCGAAACAACACACACAAACCCAAGCCAUCUCAUCAACACACCAUCCCAAAUGUGUCAAGGGACAUCCAAGAAAUCAGAAUCGACCACGCACGUACUGAUCAUUCAAAUGGAAACCAUGCCAGAGUCCAACCCAACUCUUGUCUAGAAUUGGAACAAUUCACUGGGGUUGAGAGACAAGCUCUGCUGUUGAAGCCAGAUGAAGAAAACCCAAUUGGGUAUCCGAGAAUUCACAUUGAGAUUGGAAAGGAUCAUAGGAUUGUCUAUCCUGAAAGGUUUGGAGGGUUGUGUUCACAUGGGUGUAAUGGUGAGACUAGAUUAGGUGAUCAGGUGGGUAUGGCGGUUCCUGAAGUUUCACAUUUGGGUUGGGGACACUGGUACACUCUCAGAGAGCUUGAAGCAUCCACAAAUGGGUUUGCCGACGAGAAUGUGAUUGGUGAAGGGGGUUAUGGAAUUGUUUACCAUGGUGUGUUACAGGACAACACUCAAAUUGCUGUCAAGAACUUACUCAACAAUAGGUGCCUUCUUGUUUCUUAUAUCACAUGA
Messenger RNA from Ilex paraguariensis (yerba mate), 663 nucleotides. NCBI's taxonomy places the organism in Eukaryota, Viridiplantae, Streptophyta, Magnoliopsida, Aquifoliales, Aquifoliaceae. The record is from the annotation of a GenBank genome assembly.